UCUUCCGCUUUUUAUCGUGAGCGCUUUUUAUUUUUACCUGAGUAAUAGAGAUCUAUCCCAGCAUGACUUCAAACCAGAUCAUUAGGGAAAAUAAAACCAAACUUCAGGAUAUUCUUUGUGGAGACUACAACCUUAUCCUGGACAAGGUUUAUGAGCAGAAAAUGAUAACUCAGAGGGAUUACAACAACCUGAAGAGCAUCAAUAAGGAAAAUGUGAGCGGCCAUGUUACAGAGCUGGUGGAUAAGAUCCUGAAUAGAUCAGAGAAAACCUGCAAGGACUUCCUGGACCUCCUGCAAACUGAUGAGGCUGUUAGAGACACUUUUCCUGACCUGGAGAACCUCCAACUUAGUGGCACCAGUGUUUUACCAGCGCCAGUCCAAACCACCUCACCUGAUGAAGGGAACAUGGAGCCGGAGUGCAAAAGUCAGGAGAAGGAUUUUUAUGAAAUAAAAAGCCAGCCUGUUGGUUGCUGCCUGAUUAUAAACAACAAGGAAUUCCCGAGCCUAUCUGAUGAGGAAGGAAAACUGAGAAGAGGAACAGACAAAGAUGCUGAAAGCCUGGCAAAGGUGUUCAGCUGGCUGGGCUUCAGAGUGCUGAUGUGUAAAGACCAAACUAGGGACCAGAUGGCUCAGACACUGCAGUGCUUUGCUUCUCCUGGUGAUGCCAUCCAGGUGCAGGACCUGGUCAUCAAAGAAUGGUCUGAGAACCGCUUCACUGACCUUCAGCAGCUCCCUCAUCAUGGCGACGUAUUUGUUUGCUGCAUUCUGACCCACGGAGCUCAGGGUGUAGUUCUGGGUACAGACUUAGAGCCUCUUGCAAUUAAAGAAAUUAAACGUUUUUUUGGGGCCACUGAUCAGUCGCCCCUCACCGGCAAACCCAAAGUGUUCCUGAUCCAGGCCUGCCAGGGACCUAACAUGCAGCAGAGAGUGUUGCUGAAAGAUCUGGAGGAGGACAGUUCCACCUCCAUCCCUGAGGCAGCAGAUGUUCUGGUUGCUCUAGCAACUGUUGAAGAUUAUGUAUCUCUUAGGGAUAAAGACGAAGGAAGCUGGUUUAUCCAGUCUGUGUGUGAGCAGCUGCAGGAGCAACACCCCAGGGGUGAGGACAUAAUCUCCAUUCUCCACCGUGUAAAUGACCAAGUGUGCAAGAAAGAGGGCUAUAUAUAUGAUGAGGAGCAUAAUACACAUAUUCGAGCAAAACAGGCACCUGAGCUGCACUCCACUCUGAGGAAGAAGCUGGUUCUUUCGCCAAAAUCCAAAGUAAUAGAGAUCUAUCCCAGCAUGACUUCAAAAGAGAUCAUUAGGAAAAAUAAAACCAAACUUCAGGAUAUUUUUUGUGGAGACUACAACUUUAUCCUCAACAAGGUUCAUGAACAGAAACUGAUAACUCAGAGGGAUUACAACAACCUGAAGAGCAUCAAGAGGGAAAAUGUGAGCGGCCACGUUACAGAGCUGGUGGAUAAGAUCAUGAAUAGAUCAGAGAAAACCUGCAAGGACUUCCUGGACCUCCUGCAAACUGAUGAGGCUGUUAGAGAAACUUUUCCUGACCUGGAGAACCUCCAACUUAGUGGCACCAGUGUUUUACCAGCGCCAGUCCAAACCACCUCACCUGAUGAAGGGAACAUGGAGCCAGAGUGCAAAAGGCAGAAGAAGGAUGUUUAUGAAAUAAACAGCCAGCCUGUUGGUUCCUGCCUGAUCAUAAACAACGAGAAAUUCCAGAGUGCAAAACUGAGAAGAGGAACAGACAAAGAUGGUGAAAGCCUGGCAAAGGUGUUCAGCUGGCUGGGCUUCAGAGUGCUGAUGUGUAAAGACCAAACUAGGGACCAGAUGGCUCAGACACUGCAGUGCUUUGCUGCUCCUGGUGAUGCUGUCCAUCUGCAGGGCAUCCAGGAAUGGUCUGAGAACCGCUUCACUGACCUUCGGCAGCUCCCUAACCAUGGCGACGUAUUUGUUUGCUGCAUUCUGACCCACGGAGAAGCGGGCGUAGUUCUGGGUACAGACUCAGGGCGUCUUGAGAUUAAAGAAAUCAAAAGGUAUUUUAGGGCCACUGAUCAGUCGCCCCUCACCGGCAAACCCAAAGUGUUCCUGAUCCAGGCCUGCCAGGGAAAUGGAAGACAGCAGAGAGUGUUGCUGAAAGAUCUGGAGGAGGACAGUUCCACAUCCAUCCCUGCGGCAGCAGAUGUUCUGGUCGCUCUAUCCACUGUUGAAGAUUAUGUAUCUUUUAGGGAUCCAAAUCAAGGAAGCUGGUUUAUCCAGUCUGUUUGUAAUCAGCUGCAGCAGCAAUGCCCCAGGGGUGAGGACAUAGUCACCAUUCUCCACCGUGUAAAUGACGAAGUGUGCAAGAAAGAGGCCCCGACUUAUCAAGGUCCAGCAAAACAGGCACCUGAGCUGCACUCCACUCUGAGGAAGAAGCUGGUUCUUUUGCCAAAAUCCACAUAGAGAGCCAAAACUUCUGCAGACAGUUCUGGCUUUUGUUCCUUUCAACCCUGAAAAUGUUUGCCAGAAAUAUUAUCCUUUUUUUAUUAAAUGCUAUAAUUUUAUAUCAAAUUUUAUAUUACGUCACAUUUUUUUAUUCUGAACCAACCUUGAAUAAAAUCCUGUUGCCA
Cyprinodon tularosa is the source of this 2602-nucleotide messenger RNA. RefSeq lists its product as uncharacterized. Lineage: Eukaryota; Metazoa; Chordata; Actinopteri; Cyprinodontiformes; Cyprinodontidae. Gene Ontology annotation, molecular function: cysteine-type endopeptidase activity. The record is from RefSeq and is a predicted model, not a curated record. Gene Ontology annotation, biological process: proteolysis; regulation of apoptotic process. The transcript has 10 exons. The coding region runs from base 63 to 2435 and encodes 790 amino acids.